Messenger RNA from Talpa occidentalis (Iberian mole), 6765 nucleotides. It is a transcript of the gene MSI2, whose product is annotated as musashi RNA binding protein 2. The coding region runs from base 9 to 776 and encodes 255 amino acids. NCBI's taxonomy places the organism in Eukaryota, Metazoa, Chordata, Mammalia, Eulipotyphla, Talpidae. Gene Ontology annotation, cellular component: cytoplasm. The transcript is spliced from 11 exons. Gene Ontology annotation, molecular function: RNA binding. The record is from RefSeq and is a predicted model, not a curated record.
GCUCAGAGAUGGAGGCAAAUGGGAGCCAAGGCACCUCGGGCAGCGCCAACGACUCCCAGCACGACCCCGGUAAAAUGUUUAUCGGCGGACUGAGCUGGCAGACCUCACCAGAUAGCCUUAGAGACUAUUUUAGCAAAUUUGGAGAAAUUAGAGAAUGUAUGGUCAUGAGAGACCCCACUACGAAACGCUCCAGAGGCUUCGGUUUCGUCACGUUUGCAGACCCAGCAAGUGUAGAUAAAGUAUUAGGUCAGCCCCACCACGAGUUAGACUCCAAGACGAUUGACCCCAAAGUUGCAUUUCCUCGUCGAGCGCAACCCAAGAUGGUCACAAGAACAAAGAAAAUAUUCGUAGGCGGAUUAUCUGCAAACACAGUGGUGGAAGAUGUAAAGCAAUAUUUCGAGCAGUUUGGCAAGGUGGAGGAUGCAAUGCUGAUGUUUGAUAAGACGACCAACAGGCACAGAGGGUUUGGCUUUGUCACUUUUGAGAAUGAAGACGUUGUGGAGAAAGUCUGUGAGAUUCAUUUCCAUGAAAUCAAUAAUAAAAUGGUAGAAUGUAAGAAAGCUCAGCCGAAAGAAGUCAUGUUCCCACCUGGGACGAGAGGCCGGGCCCGGGGACUGCCUUAUACCAUGGAUGCGUUCAUGCUUGGCAUGGGGAUGCUGGGCUACCCCAACUUUGUGGCAACCUAUGGCCGCGGCUACCCCGGAUUUGCUCCAAGCUAUGGCUACCAGUUUCCAGACUAUUUGCCGAUUUCACAAGACAUAAUUUUUAUCAACUAGCUCUUAAGAGAGGCAUAACAAAUUGGGGUUUGCUACCAUUACUAGAGAGAGGACACAGUCCCGGCCGGGGCUACCCCAGCUGCUGUCAGCGCCCACUGAAGCUGCCCUUGCUGCCUGUUUGACCGAAUGUUCUUUACUCGUUUUUUUGGAAAAAACUCAUGCCCUCGUUGCUUCACUCUUUUUUUGUUUGAGUCUCCAGUCCCCUCCCACUCUGCUUUUUGUGCACACCGGGAACAUCCCCCCUCCCCCCACGUGCCCCCUUCUCCCAGAAUGCAUUGGGACCAGAGGAAAGGCCUCAAAACUUUAUAGUGACUCCCCAGGGGGAUCCGGUUAUUUUAAAUAAUGACCAAACAGACCUGUGGGGUAGGAUUUUAAAUGCUGUUGGCCACAGUGUUGGGGACAUGUGGCACCUAUGUCCCAUGGGGAACGCAGGGUGAAAAGUGAACACACACUCGGAGGUUGUUCUGUAAAUACUAACAUGGAAAAUGUAGUCUGGAAGAGCAGCUAUAUAAAGCUAUGGUUUGUCUUGAGGGCCAGGCCCUCAGUGGCUGUUGCCAUAAUAAAAAACACAUCUGCCUCAAGAGGGAACAGUGGGGUCAUCAGGUGCUGCCAUGUCUUCCACACUGUGGGCACCAAUCCAGGCCAACCCCUCCUUCCCCAGCACCCCCACCCUCGCCUCCCUGCCCAUGCGGGCUCUGUGUUCCCUGCUGGCACCAAGGGCCUCGUGGCCCACUGGAAUGAAAGGAGAUAGAACCCAGGCCCAUCCCGAUCAUGUCAGCACCCCCAUGUGGCCCCACAGAAGCAUCUUUUCCCACCAUCCUGACUCAUCCACUUCCCGAUUUAAAGUACCCCCACUCUCUGGAUUACUGAAGUACAGCCAAGUUGGGCCCUCGGGAGUCUCCCCUUUGUUCACACUCCACAGUUGUGAGAAGUGACUCGCCUGCUUCCCUCGGAUGCAUUUGACAUGAACAAAUCCAUCCAUUUGAAUGUCAGUGUCCUUGAGAACCAAACUAUUCGGUUUGUUCAUCCCAUUAAAGUUGCUUGAUGUAAUAAUGGGUUAGUUUACUUUUAUUUUCCCAUAGACUUUUUCAUGAAUGGUGUUUGUUGUUUUUUUUUUAAAAAUCCGACUUUGUUCUGCUGUGAUUCACUUUGCUUUGGUAAACUUGUCCUAGUCGGCCUGCCUCACCAGCGUUUUAGCUGUUACGAAUUUUCUGCAUCUCUGUAAAUAGUUCAUCUGUGCAUCUCCCUGAUGACGUUUAUUUUUUCCUCCUGUAAGCAACUGAGGUAGAAAAAUAAAUUGUUUACCACGGACAUGCUGUGUACUGCCGUCUCUAACCUGACGGCUCUCACUCUGGGGAGGUGAAUGCACUGAAUAGCUGGUACCCACAACAGCGUAGUGCAGUGUCUGAAGCAUGUGCACUUUUUGUGGCUGCCGCCCGGCGGCCUCUCACUGCAUGGUGUGCCCUUCUCUUGCUCCAGGUGGUCUGUUCUUGAGGAGACAGAGCAUCUGUGUGCAGCAGCUGCACAUUCACCCCAAAGCCCUCCCCUCUAUGGUCACUGGUGCCCUCACGUGAAAACACCACUGGGACAUCUGGCACCCACUCGUCUGACCUCUCAUCUGAGCACCAGGUGUAUGUGAGCUCAAGCCCGUGCUUGUGUACACCUACACAUGAUUUGCACAUGCCUUGCUUUCCUGUUGCCCUGAACAGUGCAGUUUGGAAGAGGCACCAGAAGACAAUGGAACUGGACCUGAAGCUCUAAGACCUGGUUUCCAGGCCCCAUGUGGCCACAUAGUAGCCAUGUGACCUUGAGGGAUAAAGUCCUGGGGUAAUAAUAGUGCUCAGUUGUUUUGUUAGAAUUAAGUAGGAUAAUGUGUACAUAUGAAUAUGCCUUGAAAGUUGAUCAAUGCUAAACAACUAGGAGUUUUGGAAACACUGGGCUCCGAUGCUGUUAUAUCACCCCCCAGAGUGGUUUUCUUUUCCUUGUCACCCUGAUAAAGCCCCCUGCUGGUGGUGAUACCAGAACUGGGUGUUGCAAAGCCAAAUAGAAUUCCUAGGUAAGGGAGGGAAAGAAGUAUAUCUCAGAGAAAUGACCUGCUUAAAGUAAGAAAAAAGGAAACUAAUGGCCUAAACAAAAUAAGAAUUUGUUUCUCUCACCCAUGUAAAAUAAGCCUAUGUGGCAUCAGUUUAUUAGGGAUCUGGGUAUCUUUUUUUUUUUUUCCAAAGAUUUACUUUAUAUAAGAGCUGGGAUACAGGCCAGAUGCAUGGGAGGGUGAGAGGAUUCACCAGAGAUAGAGUGGGGAGCAGAACAGGCAAACUGACGAAAUACACUGCUGAGGGGAGCAAUGGGCAAGACGGGAGAGGUCUGCUCGCCAAGUGGAUUGCUCCGAGGCCGGCGGGGAUCAAAGCGGCACUGCAGAAGCUGCAGACAGCCUCACAGUGCUGCGCUCAACCGCCUGCGCCACCAGGGAGGCCCUGGGUAUCUUCUUUUUUAUUCUAUCCUCUUCAACAUAGACUCUACCUCAGAGUCUAAAAAGGCUGCUCAAGCCCCAGCCAUUACAUAUUCAUCUCAGAAGAGCAUAUUUCUUCCCUUUUGUAACACUAGAAGCCAAAUGUGACAUUCUGCAUAGACCCCAUUGGUCAGACCUUAGUCUCAUAGCCUUAGGCAUUUCUAAGGUUUCCUUUAUCCCGGGCAGCCAUGUGCCCAGCUGAAAACAUAAUUUGGGUACUAAGGAAGAAGGGUACAGCAGAUACUAGGAAAUACCUCAGUCUCUGGCACAAAGCAGAGAGGAAGCAUUGCAGGCCCCAGGGAUGAUGAGCAGGCCUAUGAAUGGGGCUUGCAGGAGCAUCUGGGCUGGGGGGAGACAACGUUAAAGCAGGAGACUGUGCUCAGUCAUGGAGGCCUUGUGAGUCAGGUUCAGGAAUUCCAGUUUGACUGUCAACCCAGAUGAAAAGGCUUAGAGGAUUUGAAGUAGAGGAGUGAUAUGAUAUGGUCAGAUCUCCAAAGUAAGUCAGAGGGGUCUGGCGAGAUAGGGGGGCAUCGAAGAAACUGCAAGGGUGGGUUCAGAAACUGUUGUCUCUUUUCUGCAUGCCACCACCUCUCCUCCCUGUCUCACCCUCUCUUCACUCCAUUCCUUUCCCCCUGCCUUGGGCUGCCUGGUGGCCCUUGGAGUCUUUCAGCUCUACUGGGUAAAACAGCCCCAACCACUGAAAGGGCUGUGGGCCAAAGCCUUGGCUACUGACGUAACCCUCAGACACAGGCACUUGGGGCAGCAGGUGGCAUCCCAUGGCCCAGUGCUCACACCUCCCUCCCAGGACGCUGUCACCCGUCAAUAGCUGGGCAGUGCACAUCCCAGGUCAGUAGACCUGGGAUUCUUCGAUUUUGGGCCUGGAGGUGCCAGUUGGUCCUCCUAUCUCUUCAACGACAGGGAACCGGUUUCAUGUCAGGGGCCAUUGUUGACUGGUCAGUACUGGCUUCCUGGAGAACUGACUUAAGAAUGAUUUUGAGGCCAAGUCCUAGCUCAGCAGAAAGAGGGCUGUGAUUGAUGCACAGUGCCUGCACGGUUGCUGGCUGGGCAAAUCACAGAUUGUGCCUUUCGGAUUCCAGUGUGAUGAUGGUACUUGGGUCACUCUGAAGAUGACCGUUUUGUUUCAUGUGGAGGGAGGGAGGCAGGGGCACAGCCUCAGGGAAGAUACCAUAGCUCGGGGAUAUCCUGGAGGAGAAGCUACCGGAGCCUGGCUGCUGUACCGGCAGGCUCAGGUAAGUGGCCGUCAAGUCAUCUGGUCUUUGAGCACAGACCAGGAGUUAGUGUCAUGACUUAUCCUCAGGGGAGUGGCUUGAAUGUGGAAAGCAGAAUGCAGUUGGUUCAAGUUCUCAAGAGGAGAGGGAGUUUGUCUUUAUAGGAUGAUCCCAGUUGUCCUUGACCUUAGGGAAGGGGCUACUUCCUGCACCAGCUCGUAACCCACCGUCAGUUCUGUCCGGUUCAUGACAUUUUGCAGAGUGUUCAGAAGUGCUUCUCACUGUGGUGCCAAAAGCCUAGGAUUCUGCCAGUGUUGGUAACCUGGGCUGCCCUGGGCAGUGGUUCGAGGGCCCUUCCACGCAGCCGCCCCUCCAGCCUGCUCAAGCGGCAGAGACUGCUUGAGCCCCACUUGGGAGAGGCCAUCCCUGGCUCAUGCCUCCAUCUGGGUCUCUCCCAAGUGCUGCUCUUUCUGGCCUCUUCUUGGAGGGAGAGGAGCCUCCCCCCAGUCUCUGAAGCCUUGUCUGGGAGGCAGUUCCAGGCCAUUGUGAUAGAAUCACAGACCAGGGCUUAGGAUGACCCCUCACUUGGAUAUAAACUUAAAUGUCAGGAUUUCUCCCUCCUGCUUCAAUUUUUUUUAAAGAUUUAUUUAUUUAUGCAUACAAGAACUGGGGUGCAGGCCAGAGGUACGCGUGGUGAGAGGAUUCACCAGAGACAGAGUGGGGAACAGAAUAGGCAGACUGACUGAAAUACACUGCUGAGGGGAGUAGCGGGAAUGACAGGAGAGGUCUGCUGUGCCAUGUGGGUAGCUCCCUGGCAGGGAUCGAACUCAUGCUGCAGAGGCUUCAUAGUGCUUCAUAGUGCUGUGCUUAAACCCUUGUGCCACCAGGGAGGUUCUUGCAAGUGCCCUUAAGAGGAACUCUAUGGACCCCCAAAGUGGCAAACCCUCAGGCUCUGCCAGUGCCCCUGACAGGGAAACUGAUCUUGAGAUGCCAGGGCGGGGUGACUGGCUUCCCAGGUAUGUGACAUAACCAUUGACCUGGGCACCAUAAACAGAAAACUCAGAGUAAAGGGAACCCGUCCUGACAAACGUAGUCCCUGCACAUCUGUUUCAUCACCAGCCCUCUAAUCUGUACAUCCCUUUAGCCCUAAAGCUCCGCCUGUCUCUAGAGAUUACCCCCUUCGCAGAUUGGAUCCACAGGCAGAUUUUAAUUCACCAGCCAGCUCCUCCUGUGGCCGGCCCACUCAGUGCCACCUGGCCCUGUGUACUUGGGGCUUAUCCUCUCAUUUGAAUAUUAAAGGCAAGCUUAGUCAGGAAAGCUAUCCCCUGCUUUAAAAGAAGAUGGAAAAGUAGAAUUCAGCAGCACACCCCAAAUCCUGGCAGCAGGAUUGUCGGGACUGUGGACGGGCCAUGCACUCCACGCCUCCCUUGGCGUGGAAAAUCAGGAGCUGACUCUAUUCCCAGAUGAGAGCAGAGCGAGAUGCCUAAUAGGCACUUAAUAAAUGUUUGUGGAAAUGAAUUGGAGCAAUCUGAGUUGACGGGAAUUGCGGGUUUCACUUUCGAUCAGCUUGCUGUAGCUCUCGAAGCUCCUCUGCAUAAAUGAAGGGAAACGUGGCAGAGGGCGGGCUCAGCUCCCAGUGCUGAUGCCCUGAGCACUGUAUCCUCAGGCAGGAAGUCGGGAGACAGUUCUUGCCCCAAGAGGGCUGGGAGAGGAAAGCCUCCUGUAAGUCUCAGUUUUCCUAUCUAUCGAAUGGAUCUGUCAAAUGGGGUUAUUGACCCUUGUCCUUGCCCUCUGCCUCACAAGUAGUUGAGAGGGUGACCUAGGAUGACCUAGUGUUUUGAGAAAAGGUAGUGUCCUGUCCUGGGAAGCCCCAUGUGAGAGCAGAGGGUCCAGCCAGCUGCAGUAGGGGCAGCAGUGAGGGGGCUGUGGAUGUGGCCUGAGCCCUAGGCCCACUGGCUCCCAUCUCCCCCAGCACUGCCAUCCUCAGCUCCCCUCUCACACCUUUUAGGUACCUGUACCCCAGUCAGCCUGCCAGCACAAAGUUAAUCAACAUUCAAGCCCUUCAGUUUUAAUUUGCAUCAGCAAAAGCAAGCGAAAUGUUACAGGUUAAAAACAAACCACCAACAUCAACAAAUUACAGAAGAUGAAAUCAUAGGCAGAAGGCACUACCAGGCCUAAGGAAAGGGCAGCUCAUGGCCUCUAGAACAGCCAAGGACAAACCAAAGGCAAAGGGGUGGCCUGGCCUCUCCCC